AUGGCGCCUUACACAUCCCCCAAACGCUCUUCCCCCGGGGGCCCCCUGAAGAACGGAUCAAAAACUCCCUUACUGGAUUCUGGGAAUUCGGAAACUCCAGUCGCUGACAACUUAGGCCCCAUCAUCAAGAAACGAAAAUACGUGCCAGGCGGUCCAGGAGGUGGAGGAAGGUAUAUCGAAAUCGAGGUUAGGGAAACACCAAAGCAGCCGAAGCCGAAACCCAAGCCAAAACAACCCAAGCCGAGCCCCGUGAAAAGGACCAGUUCCUCUAUUUCUCGAACUCGGCAUCAGUUGAGAGAGGCAGAAUCGUCUGCGCAACCUGCCCAGUUACCUCCGCCCCCGCCGCCGGUCCAUGCUCCUACCACACCCCCAUCUACACGUCUCCGCAGGGAGAAGAGCCAGACCCGCGGACGAUUUGGGUCAUCAACAGCGGCAGCGCUGGCUUUACAGCAGGGCGAUGGAUAUAAACCGCGAGAGGAACGGGGGUGGGAAGAGUUCCAUCCGGAAUUGGAUAUCGACGCUCAAUUCCCUGUAUUUCCUUCAGCAGAAGUGGAUCGCCCGCCCCUGUCAGCGCAACUCGCCAGUAUCUUGUCUCCGAACGGCCUUGAUAAGACCAACGAGAAUGAUCCCGUCGCCGAGCUCAUUCGUGCCCAUGCUAAUGGUACCGUCCAAACGCCUAUCAAACGAAGGCCAGGGCGCCCUCCCCGGCGCCCAGAGGCCAUCCUGCAGUCCCUUGGCGUUUUCACUCCCCAGCCCAAAGUCGUUCCUCCUCCCGGUCCCAACCCGCGCGAGAAGCUGACGCUACCGAAGCCCUCAUUUCGACUGAAGGACCCCUUUACUUUCUAUGAUCAGCCCGGCGUCGGCCAACAGAACUACGUCGACCGGACUAUGGCUAGUGUGGGAUAUCAGGAAAGUGACUUGUUUAUUCGCCAUGAUCGCCGUUUGAUCCGAAUGCCUGAAGGUGCUCAGGAAGAUGAUCUUGAUAUUGGCAACCCAUUGCUUGGCGAGGGGGAAGUCAAUGCGGCCGUCGGCCGGGUGGAAUAUGAUAUGGAUGAGCAGGAUGAGAAGUGGCUAGAGGAUUACAAUGCAAAGCGGCGAGAGGAUCAGUAUGAGCCUAUCAAGCCGGCCGUUUUUGAGAUCACCAUGACGAAGAUUGAGAAGGAAUGGCACAGUCUUGAAAAACGAAUACCCAAACCAAACCCCAAGCCUCCGCAGACACAGCGUCCUCGAUCAAGCUCCGCGGCUGCUGUCAACGGCGAGACCACAGGACCAGGUGAAGAUCAGGACACGAAAUGUGCUAUCUGCGAUGAUGGCGAUUGCGAGAAUGCGAACGCGAUUGUUUUCUGCGACGGCUGUGAUCUCGCAGUGCACCAGGAAUGUUAUGGUGUACCUUUCAUCCCCGAAGGACAGUGGCUGUGCCGGAAAUGCCAGCUUAUAGGAAGAGGGUCGCCAAACUGCAUCUUCUGUCCGAACAUUGAGGGCGCAUUCAAACAAACCACCACUUCCAAGUGGUCACAUCUUCUCUGCGCAAUCUGGAUUCCUGAAGUUUCUAUUGGUAAUCCUUCUUUGAUGGAGCCUAUUACCGAUGUCGAAAAGGUUCCUAGGAGCCGGUGGAAACUCCAAUGCUAUAUCUGCCGCCAGAAAAUGGGCGCAUCCAUUCAAUGCAGUAACAAAAAUUGCUUCGUAGCAUUUCAUGUCACAUGCGCCCGGCGAGCCCAACUUUAUCUGAAAAUGAAAUCGGGGCACGGAAAUUUAGCCGUGAUGGACUCACAUCUAUUGAAAGCCUUUUGCGAUAAGCAUGUGCCUCCCGAGUGGCGUCGUGAACAUGGUACCGACGCUGCUACAGCUGACGCAAUCGAGUACUAUCGUACAACUAUGCAAGGCCGACGGUGGGGAGACAGUCAAGCUGCGGCUUUAUCAUUAGAGCCGGCCCACCCUCUUGGCGGUGGUCCGGAAGACGAAGAUGGACAACGGACCCAUACGCCGCGCAUCACCCUUACCGUUGGGGGUAAUAAACGGAAGCGGCCAAAUGCCCCUAGGACUAUUUGGAAGCUACCUUCUGGGGCUCCUGUCAUUCCGCAGGUACUUCUCAAUUCUGUCGUCGCAUCUCUUCAGCGCUUCGGGGUUCGGCAAAGAAAACAGUAUGCCGAGGAUGCCUGCAAAUACUGGACUCUGAAACGUGAGGCGCGACGAGGCGCAGCGCUUCUCAAGCGUCUACAGUUGCAAUUAGAAACAUUCUCCUCAAUGGAGAUGACGCGGAGGGAUUAUGCUGCUAUGGGAGCUACUGGCAGCAAACGGCUCCAAAGACGCAUCGAAUUCGGGGAUCGCUUAUAUCGCGAUCUGGAUCGGUUGAGGAUGUUAUGUGAUGAGGUCAAGAAGCGUGAGAGGGAAAAGUUGAAGGAUGCAGAGAUGCUUCGAAAUAUCGUUGAUACCGUCUACUUCCCGAUUUUCCCCCUACUGUGGCCGAUCUUCGAAAAGGCGCAAGUACUAGAUAGCAAGGGCUUCUUCAGGCGAGGACUUCUCGCAAUACGCACCAAGUUGGAGCAACGAUACUAUCCAUCUGUGUCGUCCUUCUCGGCUCACUUAGCCAGCAUUUUCACCUCAGAGAUUGGAGUCCAGCCAGCUGGCGAUACCGCGGAGCUUCAGAUGCAAAUUAGUGGGCGGGCUCCUGAACUUAGUCUGGAGCAGCGUGAAAAGAGAAAGUUGGCGAAGCGGAUUAUCAAAGCCAUUCAACCAGCACUGGAAGACGCUAUCCGUAAAGAGAGCGAAUUGACUCGCCAACCUUUCGAGCAGGAGCUCAAGGAUUUGGAUGUAAUGCUUGGGGAUGUCUCUUCCGGGAGAGGUUCUGAGAUCGAUUCUGCAGAGCGCCCAGGGGAGGAGGCUUUUGAGAAAUCUGAGCUUCCGAAUGGAGAUACCGACAGUACGAAUAUGGAUCCCAAUUCUACGGCCAAGAUGAAGUCUACAGAGGAGGUUUUAGAGAGCACGGAAACAAAUACCCCUGGGGCAGAACCUUCCAAACUCACUGGAUCUCAGGCCGCUCAGGCGGCUGCUACGGAAAAUACCCCGGUGGACGUGCCGAUGUCAGACGCUUCCACUACACAGCCUCCAAAUGAAGCACAAGCAGCUAUUACCCCUGAACUAGCUGAAGAACCAGGAGAAGCACCAGUAAUUCAACAACAAACAAACCAAACUCCUCAAGUGCCACUGUCGCCUCCUGCCCUUGAGACCGAUCAGCAUCACCCGCUGGCUCGGGGAGGCAUCCAAUGGUAUAUGCAGCCUUUUGAUCCUAUGGGAACCACCAUUCAUGAGGAACGAUGGACGGGUCGGGAGGUUAUGCGUGGCCUAAGUGAGGAACUCAGCGAAUUGGAUGAGGAGGAACUGAAUGACCUUGUUGACGAGGAUGAGUUGGAAGAAAAUGCUACUGGGACUGGCGUGUUCGCCAACCGCGCGCCAGACAGCUCGCGCGGAGAGCAAGGGGUGAAGGUCCAUCGGACGCGGCGUAGAUGGCGUGGCUUCAAAUGA
Molecule: messenger RNA, 3522 nt
Organism: Aspergillus nidulans FGSC A4
Lineage: Eukaryota; Fungi; Ascomycota; Eurotiomycetes; Eurotiales; Aspergillaceae
Product: putative PHD finger domain protein
Exons: 2
Coding region: 1-3522 (1173 amino acids)
Cellular component (GO): nucleus
Source: RefSeq, a predicted model, not a curated record